Messenger RNA from Cicer arietinum (chickpea), 759 nucleotides. Its product is annotated as large ribosomal subunit protein uL11-like. The record is from RefSeq and is a predicted model, not a curated record. Gene Ontology annotation, molecular function: structural constituent of ribosome; large ribosomal subunit rRNA binding. NCBI's taxonomy places the organism in Eukaryota, Viridiplantae, Streptophyta, Magnoliopsida, Fabales, Fabaceae. Gene Ontology annotation, cellular component: cytosolic large ribosomal subunit; ribosome. Gene Ontology annotation, biological process: translation.
UUUUGAUACUCUCCCCUCACUCUUUCGAAACCCUAAUUAUCAGACACUGCAACCAUGCCGCCAAAGUUUGACCCGUCACAAGUCGUCGACGUCUACGUCCGAGUCACCGGCGGGGAGGUCGGAGCAGCAAGUUCACUCGCUCCCAAGAUCGGUCCACUAGGUCUCUCUCCAAAAAAGAUCGGAGAAGACAUCGCAAAAGAAACCGCAAAGGACUGGAAGGGUCUUAGAGUGACAGUCAAGCUCACCGUACAGAAUCGUCAGGCGAAGGUAGCAGUUGUUCCAUCGGCGGCCGCGCUUGUAAUCAAGGCCUUGAAGGAACCCGAACGUGACCGCAAGAAGACCAAGAAUAUCAAACACAAUGGAAACAUAUCACUCGAUGAUGUUAUCGAGAUUGCUAAGGUUAUGAAGCCGAGAUCGAUGGCGAAGGAACUUUCCGGCACCGUUAAGGAGAUUCUUGGUACUUGUGUUUCCGUUGGGUGUACUGUUGAUGGUAAGGAUCCUAAGGAUCUGCAACAAGAAAUCAACGAUGGAGAUGUUGAAAUUCCUCUGAAUUAAGAGGUGGCUUUUCCUUUUUUGUAGACUAUUUUUGUUGCAUUUAAAUUUUUGAAUUAUUUAAGAUUUUGUUUAGUAUUUGGGUAAUUGAGAUUAUUUUGAGAGGUUUUAUCUCAUGGUUAAGGUUGCAUGCGACUCUUAAAUUAUAUUAUGUUAUUUUCUUUCAUAUAAUCCGCUGAUUGUGGUUUGAGAGUAUAACACUUUAAA